AUGUCCACCUUGAUGGAGAUCAAGAGCAGUGUGCUCAGGCAGGUGCAGGUCUGCCCGUCCUUCCGCCGCAGGACUGAGGGGGAACCGGGGAGCACCAGCACUGAUCCGCAGGAGCCCGCCACGGGGGCCUGGAAACCAGGGGAUGGUGUGGAGUUCUUCACCCAGAUGCGCCUCAUCCUGAAGAAGGGGGAAGGCAGACGGGGCCUGCCAUGCCCUGAGGUCCUGCUGCGCAGCAGCUCACCAGCUCCCUCUGAGCCCAUGGACCCCAACCGCGGCCUGAGAGCGCUGACCCAGGAAGAGGUAGAGAUGCUCUACGAAGAAGCCUUGUACACCGUCCUUUACCGUGCGGGGACCAUGGGCCCUGACCUGGUGGACAACCAGGAGGCCCUGCUGAGCUACCUACAGCAGGUGUUCGGCACCAGCCCCGAGCAGCAUGCAGAGGCCAUUGAGUGUGUGAAGAAAGCCAAGGCCCCCACAUAUGCUCUGAAAGUGUCCGUCAUGCGUGCCAAGAACCUGCUGGCCAAAGACCCCAAUGGCUUCAGUGACCCAUACUGCAUGCUGGGCAUCCUGCCAGCCUCAGGCACCCCACGGGAGCCAGGCCCACACAAGGAGCAGCGCUUCAGCUUCCGCAAGGGUGCCAAGCGUGGCAGUCCGCUGCCAGCUAAGUGCAUCCAGGUCACCGAGGUCAAGAGCAGCACCCUGAACCCUGUCUGGAAGGAGCACUUCCUCUUCGAGAUUGAGGAUGUCCACACAGACCAGCUGCAUCUGGACAUCUGGGACCAUGACGAUGACGUGUCCCUGGUGGAAGCAUGCAGGAAGCUGAAUGAAGUCAUCGGCCUGAAGGGCAUGAGCAGGUACUUCAAGCAGAUUGUCAAGUCAGCCCGAGCAAACGGGAGGGCUGGGCCCCCAGAGGACCACACUGACGACUUCCUGGGCUGCCUCAACAUACCCAUCUGGGAGGUGCCAGUGGCUGGGGAGGACCGAUGGUUCAAGCUGGAACCACGUUCCAGCGCCUCCCGUGUGCAGGGAGACUGCCAGCUGGUGCUCAAGCUGAUCACCACGCAGAGGGACACGAGCAUGAGCCAGCGUGGACGGUCGGGCUUCCUGUCCUACUUGCUGCUGCUCAGCCGUCUGCUGCAGUUCGAGCACCGACCUGACGAGCCGAACUCGAGCAGCUGGAGAGGUGAGCUCAGCGGGCCUGCGGCUACCUUGUUGUGCCUGCACGGAGCGCAGAGCGACUUGUCUGUGCUGCAGCUGGCGGUGCUACACUGGCAGGUCAGCAGCCGCCACCAUCAGACCUGUACCCUGGACUACGGCUAUCUGCUGGGCCUUCUGGAGGACAUGCAGGCGCACUGGGAGGAGGCGGCCUCGCUGCCUCAGGAGCAGGAGGAGAGCCUGGCUGACAGCUUCUCUGCCUUUUCUGAAUUCGCGCUGCGCCUACUGCGCCAGCUCCGGGACUACUUCCCUGCCACCAAUAGCACAGCCAUACACCGCCUGGAGCUGCUGCUGAAGUGCCUGGACAAGCUGCAGCUCUUCCAGCCUUCCUUUGAAAUCUGCCCCUUUGAGACCGAGCUGAACAUGGACAUCGCUGCUGCCCUGAAAAGAGGCAACCGUGAGUGGUAUGACAGGCUCCUGAAUGCUAAGAGUCCUCGAGAGCAGCCGGGGCUGCAGCGACUUGCUGGGCUGGUCGAGCUAGUUGACGCCAUCUAUGAGGACCUGCAGUCCUGCUACAGCAUCUAUGCCAGCCUCUUCCACAGCAUCAUCAAGAUCGACUUCUUCACUCUCACCUUCCGGCAGCUUGAGCGGCUGGUAGCUGAGGAGGUGUGGGUACUGACAGAGGAGCUGAGCCUCAAAAUGACCCUCGAGGUGGCCUCACAGCUCUUCGAGCUCUACCUGUCCCUGGCAGACAUCCAGCGCUUUUGGAGCAGCAUCCUGGGCAGGGACAGCCGCUCCCUGGCCCUGGCCAGCAUCCACGUCCCGUUCCUACCUGCUGUGAAGCUUUGGCUACAGGUGCUGAGGGACCAGGCCAAAUGGAGGCUUCAGGGAGCUGUUGAUGUUGACACACUGGAGCCUGUGGACAACUCCUCCAAGCACAGCAGCUCCGCAGCCACUGCAAGCCUCUGUUUCAGCCACAUCCAGGAGCUGUGGGCCUACCUGGCAUGGCCAGACCCUGCCCAGGCCCAGGUGUUGGGCACCCAGCUUAGCCAGGACCUGUGUGAGGCUGCCGUCUUCUACACUGAGCUGCUGCGGAAGAAGGUGGACACUCAGCCCAGGGCCUCAGGAGAGGCAGUGAGUGAACCACUCUGCGUGGUCCUCAACAAUGUGGAGCUCCUGCGCAGGGCUGUUGGCCAGGCACUCCGAGGCCUGGCUUGGCCAGAGGGGGCCUCAGGGCUCCCUGGAGGGCUCCCACGCACCCUGCUCGGCUGCACACAGACCCUGGAUGAGGACCUGCAGCGGGAGGCCUGCACUGUAACUGCGCACCUGACCUCCAAGAUGGUGGGCGACAUCAGAAAGUAUGUGCAGCACAUCAGCCUCUCACCUGACUCCAUCCAGAACGAUGAGGCUGUGGCCCCACUCAUGAAAUACCUGGAUGAGAAGCUGGCCCUGCUGAAAGCCCUGCUGGUGAAGGAGAACCUGAACAGGGUGCUGGAGGCCCUCUGGGAGCUGCUCCUGCAGGCCAUUCUGCAGGCGCUGGGCACCAACCUUGACAUCUCUGCCGACUUCUGCAGUCGCUUCCACUUCACACUGGAGGCCCUGGUUGCUUUCUUCCAUGCGGAUGGACAGGGUCUGCCCCUGGAGAACCUGAAGGACGGAAGCUACAAGAAGUUGGAGGAGGAGCUGCGUCUACACAAGUGCUCCACCCGCGAGUGCAUCGAGCAGUAUUACCUGGACAAACUCAAGCAGAGGUCCCUGGGGCAGAACCGGUACGGGCGCCUGAGUGUUCGCUGCUACUAUGAGGCGGCCGAGCAGCGGCUGGCGGUGGAGGUACUGCAUGCUGCUGACCUGCUCCCCCUGGACACCAAUGGCCUGAGCGACCCCUUCGUAAUCGUGGAGCUGGGCCCGCCACAUCUCUUCCCGCUAGUCCACAGCCAGAGGACCCAGGUCAAAAGCCGUACACUGCACCCGGUGUACGACGAACUCUUCUACUUUUCUGUGCCAGCGGAGGCAUGCCGCCGCCCUGGUGCCUGUGUGCUGUUCACGGUCAUGGACCACGACUGGCUGUCCACCAACGACUUUGAAGGGGAGGCAGCCCUUGGCUUGGGCAGCAUUGGCGGCAUCGUGCGACCCCAAGUUGGGGGUAGCACGAGGGCUGGACAGCCCAUCACCCUGCACCUGCGCCGGCCCAGAGCCCAGGUGAGGUCCACACUGAGGAUGCUGGAGGGCCGCACCAACAGGGAGGCACAGGAGUUUGUCAAGAGACUCCGGGAGCUGGAGAAAUUCAUGGAGGCAGACCCAUGAACCCCCACACCUGCCAGCCCCAGAAACUCCCCGAGUCCCCAUAGUGUCGUCUCAGCCUAUGGUCAGCUUGCUACACCAGGACUUGUGGCAUCCCCACCCCUGCUGUGUGGUAUCCGUGCUGUGGCUGGGCCUUUGAGCUCCCGUCCACCCUGGUGUGUCCACGUGGUGUGUGCUAUGAACCCCUUGUACCCAGCAAACACCCCGAACCCUGCAUCUGGGCAGCCAGCUCAGCAGGGCCUGGACGCAGAGUGGAAGAGCCUGGC
Phyllostomus hastatus (greater spear-nosed bat) is the source of this 3722-nucleotide messenger RNA. RefSeq names its product BAI1 associated protein 3 (gene BAIAP3). NCBI's taxonomy places the organism in Eukaryota, Metazoa, Chordata, Mammalia, Chiroptera, Phyllostomidae. The record is from RefSeq and is a predicted model, not a curated record. Bases 1 to 3459 code for a protein of 1152 amino acids. The transcript has 33 exons.